Molecule: messenger RNA, 2214 nt
Organism: Sinocyclocheilus anshuiensis
Lineage: Eukaryota; Metazoa; Chordata; Actinopteri; Cypriniformes; Cyprinidae
Product: ligand-dependent corepressor-like
Exons: 7
Coding region: 43-1878 (611 amino acids)
Biological process (GO): regulation of transcription by RNA polymerase II
Cellular component (GO): nucleus
Molecular function (GO): DNA binding
Source: RefSeq, a predicted model, not a curated record
UCCCGGUGUGAGGCGCGCGCCUGCGGGAGGGGCCGCUAGAAAAUGGCGAGUCUGUGCAGAAGGCAGCAAUGCACGAUCGAGAGGCGCGGCUUUCGGCAGGAGCUGGACUCGUGGCGGCAUAAACUCAUUCACUGUGUAGGGUUCGAAAGCAUUUUGGAGGGGCUGUUUGGACCAGGACUCGUAAAAGAUCUUACCCUCUUUCAAGAUUGUGAGCCGGAGGGUGUGUCAGAUUGGUCGUUUAAUGAAAAUUGUCUCUUUUGCUGCUUAAGACGUGAAAAAGUGAAGGAAAAUUUGGUUGGUUUGAACAACCAAGUUUUAUCAGAAGCAGACAGCUUCAAACAAGAGCAGUCCAACAUUAACAAACUUGAGAAGCAAGCAGAGGAUUUCCUCAAUGUUGUCUUCUAUAGAAAGGCAGACCUCCCGAGAUUUACAGACCCCCACAUUCCUCUAGUGGCUCGUGAGAUCAUGCAGCGAAUGAUCCGACAGUUCGCUGCCGAAUAUACCUCAAAAACCAGCUCAACUCAGGACGUACCCCAACCCCAGUCCCAGCCCCAGCCCAACGGCACCAAGGACCAAAGCCUGCCGAAAGCGCCCUCGCUGGAGCCGGACGCCUCCACACCCGGUCCCGGCGCCGCUGCCUCCGCACAGAAUCCCGUCCUCAGCAAGCUUCUCAUGGCAGACCAGGACUCCCCACUGGACCUCACCGUCAAGAAACCAGAGACAGAACCCAGCGAACAAGAUGGAGUCCUUGACCUCUCAACUAAGAAGAACCACAGUCAUGGUAGUGUCUCACUGAAAAGCUCUCAUGGUUUCUCAGUCAUGCCCACAGUUAAGGGGCAUUCCCAGAGAGCUGAUCACAACUAUCGAGAUGUUGAUGAUGAGGAUGGCUUGCCACCGAGAAGCUUGCAUGAUGGGAUAAGGGAGAACUGUAUUGGUUCUGGGCCCCUCAAGCCACCCUUGGCCCGCUCGCUCCUCAUAAAAGAGGAACUCCUGAGCCAGAAACAUCACCUCCUUGGCCAACCUCUUUCUUUGGCUAGCCUAGAGUCCACGGGUCUCCUCAACAGCCAAGCCCAGUCCCUUCUUUCCCGUGAUGGGAUAUGGGGGAAAUCCCAUCUAGACGGCCUCCUGAAGCUCAAACAAGUUAGCGGCGACCUAAACGACAUGCCUCUUUUCCAGGAGAACCAAGGCAUGUUCACCAAGGGUACAAAGUCCCAUGACACCGGUUCCAUCACGGUAAAGAAAGAACCUGGACAUUCCCCUCCAGUGGACUUGAAGAUCCCGCAAGUCAGAGGCAUGGAUCUGUCUUGGGACUCCCAUGGGAACGCCUCGGAUCUCUACAGUUACAGCUCUAUAGCUUUGGGCAACGUGCACUCGGAGAACGCGCUCAGUAGGAAGCUGAGGGCCAUCUUGCCAAAGCAGAGUCGCAGAGCCGCUCUCGGAGGCCUUCUCGAUGGGGGAGCCGUGGGUGAGUACUGGGGUGCAGACCUCGAACAGCCAACUUUGGGACCUCAGUACCCGACAUCAGAUCCAGAGGCAGACCCGACCGGCUCCAAGCAACCCCGAAAGAAAAGGGGACGUUAUCGGCAGUACAACAGCGAGAUUCUAGAAGAAGCCAUUGCUGUGGUGAUGGGUGGGAAGAUGAGCGUUUCGAAGGCGCAGAACAUCUACGGUAUUCCCCACAGUACCUUGGAGUACAAGGUGAAAGAGAGGUUGGGCACCCUGAAGAACCCACCAAAGAAAAAGCUUAAACUGAUGAUGAGGGCAGAGGGGCAGGACUCUGGGAUCACCGCCGAAACCGAAUCCACAUCAACGCCCGCCACCACACCCAUUGCAACGCAAGUGGAUGUCUUGCAGGGGACAGGAGACAAAGCCGAGUAGAUUACACAGAACACCUCAUAAAACGGAAAACGUUUUAGAUUCUGACAGACACAAAAAACUAAAAUGAAUUGAGGAUGGGGCUUUAAUUGUGCCAAUUUUCUGGGUGAUCUGGGUGAGCACAACUGCAGGAAUUCAUGGGAGGAUUUAAGCCUGAUAACUGGGGAUAAGAAACAAAUUGGCAGUUAUCACUGGUCGCAUUGACACUGCAAGCAUUUGCUGAAGUUUUUUUACAACAUAAAGCAACAAAUGCGUACUAAAGCCAUAAGAGAGUAUCGACAGAGAGACAUUUUAUAAAAAAAAAAAAAGCAAGCAGAUUAACCCUUUGUUCGCCCCCUU